AGCCGCGCCGGGACCCUUGCCGGGAAAGUGAAAGCUUCUUGGAGGAGAGGCGGGGUGAAGCGGCUCACCCGCGUCACCGACCCGGUGGAGUGACCUGGGGCAGGCGGGCAUCCCCGAACCGAACUGCAUCAGCCCUGUGGCCCCUGCCCGCCUGCCCCGCCUCGCUCUGCAGCCUAAGUUUUCUUUCGCUUUCUUCGGACAUUCCAGACCUCCCCCUCGAAGAAGGCUCUGGGCCCGGCGUGGGAGAAGGGGCUCCGCCUCCAGGGGUUUCCCCGCCGCGGGAGGCGGGCAGGGGCGCGGGGGCCGCAGUACUGGCCGCGCUGUCUGUUCCAGACGGCGCAGCGCCGGGACGGAGGCACCGCCACCUCGCGCCUCCUCUUCGGCCGAGACUCGGCGCCUGCGGCCACCGUCUCCCCCAGCAUCUCCAGCGGAGCAGGGAGCGAAGCGAAAGCCCAAGAGAAAUCAGCUGGACGUCCUGCUCCGGAGCCUGUCUGGGAGUCAGACAGGGAAAGGCGGCCCCGAGAUGAGGCGAAGCUGGGGACCCCUGCCCCUCGAGCUCCUACUUCUGCUCGUCUUGCUGACUCUGCGAGGCGAUGGCAACGAGGGCAGCGUCGCUGGAAGUUGUCGCUGUGAUAAAGUAUUUUCUUCCAACUCCCCUCCACCGGUUCAGUUCAUGGAACAUUUCCGGAAGCAAGUGCGAUUCUAUCAACGCUGUCCUUCCUACGUCAGGUUCCACCUACGUUUGCGGAGUGUGUGCGGGGGCAGCAAAGACCAGUGGGUUCGUGAACUGAUGAGCUGUUUUGAUCGCAAAGAUUGUGGAUAUGGUAACCUUGGGAGUGUGGCCCGCCAGGAGCAUUUACCUCCCCCCAGCACCCAGGUUCCUGGGCCUACAGAAAGGGCACCUUCAGACAUGGUCACCCCUGCCCAGACGUACCUGCCGUCCACCCAGCAGCCCACCCAGCAGCCCACCCGUCCCACAGGAGCACUGUCCUUGGACAAAAAGCUCACUCACACCAGCGAAACCACCACUUCCACUUCGGGCCACAGUCUGGUGUCUGGGCCUGUGGCUGGGGAGAACCAGAAGCAGCUGAAGGAAAAUGUGGGUUCUGCGACUGGGACGUCAGUCACAGUGGCAGUGCCAUCCCUCUUGGCCAUCGUCUUCUGCCUCACCGGAGUCCUCCUCUAUGUGCUGUGUAAGAGGCGGAGGGAGCAGUCACUGCAGUGCUCUCCAGAUUUGCAACUUCAUUAUACACCUGUGGCACCAGACUCCGAGGCUUGAGCUAAGAAUGGAAGCUUGUGAGGGAAGAAAUGGUGAUUUAUUCAGUACCACAUGCUUUUAAUACACUAUGAAGUCUCUGGCACAUGGUAGGCACUCUGU
This is a messenger RNA of Ceratotherium simum simum (southern white rhinoceros), 1378 nucleotides long. RefSeq names its product C-X-C motif chemokine ligand 16 (gene CXCL16). Gene Ontology annotation, molecular function: chemokine activity; low-density lipoprotein particle receptor activity; scavenger receptor activity. Lineage: Eukaryota; Metazoa; Chordata; Mammalia; Perissodactyla; Rhinocerotidae. Gene Ontology annotation, biological process: positive regulation of cell growth; positive regulation of cell migration; response to type II interferon. The record is from RefSeq and is a predicted model, not a curated record.